UUUUUCUUGUAAGCACGAAAGAUUGAAACAGAAUAUUUAAGAUAUUCGGAAGAAUUUUAACAUUGAACUGUCUUCACGUAUGAUUUAAUUAUCUAUGAUAUUAUUCACGUAUGCCUUCACUUUCACUUGCACCUUCUUCUUUUCCUUCCCCAUUACUCUCAUCAGAAACCACGCUUCAUAAGUUCUUCAUUGAAGCUUAGAACUGUGAGCUUUCACCAUUGCCCGCAAUCGAGUUACUCAAAGCUAACAUCUUGGGGGUCAAACAUCGAGUUGAGUUCUGCAUGAUCUUGCUGCUUCACACCCAUAACUGACUACAGCUACCUUUGGUGACAAAUGGCGUUUGAAGAUAUUUUGGAUAAGUUGAAAUUGAUAUUUUUGUUUUUUGAAAUUUUUUGUCAUUAUUUUUUUUGUCAUUAUUUUUUUUUUCCAUUUCCACAAUAACAGGUCGAAAUAACAUCGGGUUCUUUCUUUUUGGCGGUUGGAGAAUGCUUUCCUUUGUUUUUCCCUCUCAAUUUCUUGUCUUCACUGCUGCAUCACUAGUACAUCGGAGAAAAGGGACAAAAGCAAUGCAAAUAUCCCCAAUUUUUAGGGUUUCUCCUCAUUUAUAUUAAAAGAUUUGGAUAUAGUUGUUUAUUUAAAUGUACAACAAUGAAUUGGAAAUUACAUAAAUUAGGUGGAAAAUUAAAAUUUUAAGGAAAAAAUCCAGCUUCGAUUUUUGUUUGUAAAUUUGAGAGUGGCCAAUUUUGGUUGCUUAAAAUGAAAUUUUUUUUAUAAUUAGAUGAUGAUUGCUGCAAUUUACCCAUUAGUCUCCCAUAGUAACAAAACCGACGGACCUCGUUGAACAAAAACAAUAACAGACAGACGUGUAAUUAGAAAAAGAGAAAAUUAAAGGGAUAAAGUAGCAUUUAGUCCUUGAUAUAAAUAAUUUUUUUAUCUGAGUCCGUGAAACUUUUGGUCGUAAGCAUGCUUGGAAUUUGACAGUUUUUUCAAUUUGAUCCAUAAACUUGAAUUUUGUUAAAAUGUGAUAAUGUGAUUUUUUAAAUUGUGUGAUGCCAUCACAUAAAUUUUUAAGAAAAAAUAUAUAAUUUCUUUAUAAUUUUUUGUAUUUUUAGAUUUUAUAUAAUUUUUUUUUUAAAAUUUUCACCUUGAUGGAAACCAAAUUAGAUAUUGGUUAAAUGGGGAGAAGUUGCUGAGUUCUAAAACUAACAUAGACAAAAGAAAUUAAAGGACUAAAUUGAGAGAAAUCGACAAGUUAAAGAACUAAAUGUUGCUUUAUACCAAAAUUAAACACUAAAAGAUUUUAAGGCAAAGAAGAGUCUUUCUCGGCUUUGUCUUCCUCCAAUCCUCAAUCCAGCUCUACUUUGCUUUUACAUUACUCGAAUGCUUUUCUUUUUCUCUUAGUAUUUUAUUUGCAGUCCCAGCUGCCAUUUCCAGCUUCUUUUUUUGUUAGAGACGUUUCCUGUUGGAGCUUAAAUCACUGAGUUAUUUGGAUUGAAGAAAGUUUUCUUAAGCAGCAAAAAAAAAAAAAAAAAAAAGAACGGAGAAACCAAAUUGUUUAAACGAAAAUGGGGUUGGUUUCUGGGAUGUUUAUGGGGAUGGUAUUCGGGAUUUCAUUGAUGGCUGGUUGGCGUCAUAUGAUGAAGUACCGAAGCACUAAACGAAUCGCCAAGGCAGCUGAUAUAAAAGUUCUUGGGGCUCUCAGUAGAGAUGAUUUGAAGAAAAUUUGUGGUGAUAAUUAUCCUGAAUGGAUAUCUUUCCCUGUCUAUGAACAGGUGAAAUGGUUGAACAAGCACUUGAGCAAGUUAUGGCCUUUUGUUGCAGAGGCAGCAUCAGCGGUAAUCAAAGAGUCUGUUGAACCUCUCUUGGAAGAAUACCGACCUCCUGGUAUUACUUCACUAAAAUUCAGUAAACUGUCUCUUGGUACUGUAGCUCCCAAGAUCGAAGGUAUUCGCGUUCAGACCCUUAAGAAAGGCCAAAUCACGAUGGAUAUUGAUCUUCGGUGGGGUGGUGAUCCAAGUAUAAUUUUAGGUGUUGAAGCUGCACUUGUUGCCUCAAUACCGAUUCAGUUGAAGAAUCUCCAAGUUUUCACUGUUGUUCGUGUCAUCUUCCAACUUGCUGAAGAGAUUCCUUGUAUUUCUGCGGUAGUUGUUGCUCUCCUUGCUGAGCCAAAGCCUAGAAUUGAUUACACUCUGAAAGCUGUUGGUGGAAGCUUAACAGCGGUUCCUGGAAUUUCAGACAUGAUUGAUGAUACUGUGAAUUCAAUUGUCACAGACAUGCUUCAGUGGCCACACAGAAUUGUUGUUCCAAUUGGUGGUAUACCAGUUGAUACAAGUGAAUUAGAGCUUAAACCGGAGGGAAAGUUGACAGUUACUGUAGUCAAAGCGAAUGAUUUAAAGAACAUGGAAAUGAUUGGAAAAUCUGAUCCUUAUGUUGUCGUGCAUAUCCGACCUCUCUUCAAGAUUAAAACAAAAGUCAUCGAGAACAACCUGAAUCCCAUUUGGAAUGAAACAUUUGAGUUGAUUGCCGAAGAUCGAGAGACACAGGAACUCACCGUAGAGGUUUUCGACCAGGACAUUGGGCAAGACAAGAGGUUGGGAAUUGCAAAAUUCCGUUUGAUUGAACUGGAACCGGAGACACCAAAGGAGGUUAAUCUGAACCUUCUGUCCUCACUUGAUACACUUAAAAUAAAAGAUAACAAGGACAGGGGAAGUUGUACCAUUAAGCUUUUGUACCAUCAAUUUAACAAGGAGGAACAGUUGAUUGCUUUGGAAGAAGAGAAGAGGAUCCUAGAAGAAAGGAAGAGAUUGAAAGAAGCCGGAGUAAUCGGAAGCACAAUGGACGCACUCGACGGAGCGGCCUCACUGGUUGGAUCUGGUGUUGGUAUGGUUGGUACCGGUAUCGGUACUGGAGUUGGACUUGUGGGAAGUGGUGUCAGUGCUGGAGUUGGGAUGGUGGGGAGUGGCCUCGGAGCUGUCGGCAGUGGACUGAGCAAAGCAGGAAAGUUCAUGGGGAGGACGGUUACAGGGCAUUCCAACAAGAAAAGUGAAACCACCACCACUCCUGACGAAAGCAAGGAAGAAAAUGGUGGUGCUAAGCCACAGUAACUCAGAGAACAACUACAUGUUCACCCCUUUCAUUUUGGGAAGGGGGAUAGAUCGUACCGUUCAAACCUCUUUUUUCCAUGCUUGUUCCCACGAUGUCCGGUUUCAACAGUUUGUAGCAUGUAGUAAUCAAACACAGCAGUUCUGUUUGGUCUUUUUAUUCUCUGUUUCUGUUCUGAUAGUAGGCAGUCAUUAUCUCGGUUAUGUCCGAUGUAGAAGUACAAUCAUGUAUAUAGAGGGUCUAUGCGAAGUUAUUUUCGAUAUAUGUUUGGAUAUGCCUUCGAAGCAACACUUAAAAGUACAUUGUUUGCUGUUUUGUCAUGUAUCCGAAUCUGUGUUUGUAACUAAAUUUGUAAUAAUAGCAAGUUCCAUGACUUUUUUUGUGAGAUAUAA
Molecule: messenger RNA, 3494 nt
Organism: Gossypium arboreum
Lineage: Eukaryota; Viridiplantae; Streptophyta; Magnoliopsida; Malvales; Malvaceae
Product: calcium-dependent lipid-binding protein-like
Exons: 12
Coding region: 1566-3104 (512 amino acids)
Cellular component (GO): endoplasmic reticulum
Molecular function (GO): lipid binding
Source: RefSeq, a predicted model, not a curated record